Messenger RNA from Drosophila ananassae, 8668 nucleotides. RefSeq lists its product as uncharacterized. The record is from RefSeq and is a predicted model, not a curated record. Bases 1611 to 6602 code for a protein of 1663 amino acids. NCBI's taxonomy places the organism in Eukaryota, Metazoa, Arthropoda, Insecta, Diptera, Drosophilidae. The transcript is spliced from 18 exons.
AAAAGCUUGGGAUAGGCCCACUUCAGCAGUUCUUCAUCUCGAGCGCCAUCAAGUCAAUGCAAUUUAAACCAAAACAAACUCAAACUGCCGAGUCUCUCCGUGGCUCGGUUUAAUUUUUACUUUCAUUCGGGAUUGAGUGGAAACGAGCAAAGGACGAUGGGCCGUGCACGAGCGGAAAAGUCCCCGAGCUGGCAUCGACCGAGCGGACCAAAGGACAUUUUGGUGCUCGGGAACGUUUUUGCCAAUGCCGUGGCUCAGUUUCGGAUUCGUGUCGGAACGUGGCGCAACGGUCUGCUCAAGGAUACGCGAAAAAUCCGCUGUAGGAGCAAAACGCGGCGCGUGGAACAUAAAAAAAAAAAAGAAAUAAUAAGGAAAAUAAGGCACAGCUCUGACACUGUCAGAUUGGUCGAGUGUGUUUGUAUGCCGUUCCGUGCCGGUGUAGUGUAUUUGUGUGAGUGUUUUUUGGGGCCGUUUAAUUUUAUUAGCGGGCCGCGAUGUGUCAUGAAAAUUGCAAGCAAAACACAGAAAUACAAUAAAUGAAAAAUUAAAUAUUAAUUAAAUUUUUGCAUGCGAGUCGCUCUGGCGAAUGCAACGAUUGGGCGAUAAAAGUGCUCGUCCGUUGAUUGAAAUGUUAAAUAGAUAUUAAAAAUUAAUGUACUCGCUUGAAUUUCGGCCACAGUCCUGCUGCCGGAUAAGUCCGACUGAGCCGACGUUGCCCUCGAUAUUUUCGCGUGGCCCCGCACACAUAUUGGGUGGGAAUCUUCUUGGCCAUCAACAUCAUCAAGAUCAACAGCAACAGAAACAACUUUGUGUCGGGUGUGCGUGUAUAUGACUUUAUUAAAAUUUUAAAUCCCCCAUCGAGAGAGUACAUACGAGGCGCGUGUUUUUACACAUUGUUUGUGGACUUUCGUAAAUACAUUUCGCAGUCGCUCCACAUUUCCUACUCUUAUCGCGAUUACUGCACGGAGCGCGUUUUCCAAUUUGCCAGUUAACCGGUUGGCCAGUUUGGCACUGCCACUUUGCCACUUUACCACCUACAACCAACAACCAACAACCUGCAACCAUCAACCAAUCACGUCCACGAAAAAGUGCCGGAUUUUGAAAAAACAAUGCAACAAUCGGAGGGCUUCGCUCACCUCAAUGCCAAAUCAGCAGGAGCAAAAACAUCAGCAACAGAAGCACAAAAGUUAUGCUCCGGGCAAAAACUGAAAAUGAAACAACUUAAUUAGUAGUUGUAGGAGUCGAGAGCAAAAACCCGCGCACUCUCUGAAUUCAGAAUCAGAAUCGCAGCCAGAAUCCGGAUCAGAAACGGAAUCAGAAUCAGACCAGCGGAGGAAGUGAAAAUAAGCAGUAGGGCAUUACUGCGAAUUUUCGGAAAUAUUUUUCGCCCACGGUGGAAAAUGCCAAGAGGAGUUUUAUCAAGGGCAACUGUGUUCGCGUGUGAGUGAGAGUGGCUGCAAUUUUUUUGCGAGAAAAUUAAAUUGAAAACAACAAAGAAGGGGGCAAAGCAAAGCGAAGCGUAGAAGUAAACACUCUAAUAUACGAGUUGGGCCUGCAUAUAAAUUGUUACACUUUACACAACGGAUUUGCCAGAGCCAAGGACUUCCAGCAUGCACGUUACAACUUCCUGCUGCGCCAGCAUCAAGCGAUGCUAUUGGGCUUUAUUCACGCUCUUCCUAUUCGCGGCCCACGUCAGCAUAACUUCCGGUCAAAUCGAUUGGGACGACGACGACGAUCCAGUUUCCACAGUGGCCGUAGAAGCUGUUCUGGGACGUACCGCAUCCUUACCGUGCGACAUCGAGCCGGAGGCGAAGGACGAUCGGGUGUACAUGGUGCUCUGGUUCCGCGAAAGUGCCGGAAAGCCACUAUACAGCUUCGAUGUGCGAGGGCGGGCAUUCGAAAAGGCACUGUACUGGUCAGAUACCAACUCAUUUGGGCCACGUGCGUACUUCGUUACCGGGCAGCAGCCGGCCAAGUUAUCUGUGGACAAUAUUCAGCUGGAUGACGAGGGCGUCUACCGCUGUCGUGUCGACUUUCAGAACUCGCCCACGCGUAAUCAUAGAAUUAACUUAACGGUUAUUGUUCCUCCGCAUCAAAUACUCGUGUACGAUGCCUCUGGCCGCGAUGUCGCCGGCGCUGUGGGUCCAUUGCUCGAGGGCGAUAAUAUUGUGUUGACAUGUGAAGUGCGUGGCGGUCGCCCGGAGCCAACGGUGACCUGGCUGAAUGGAACCCGCACCCUGGAGGCGGGCAGCGGGGUGUCCAUGGGGCGUCAUGUGACCGUCAACCGCCUGGAGGUGGCCCAAAUCUCGCGCAACGCCCUGAACAACACGUACCGCUGUCAGGCCUCGAACACGAAACUGGUGGCGCCCGUGGAGCGCAGCAUUCGCAUCGAAAUGUUACUCAAACCCACAUCAGUCAAUUUAACCAAUAAGUUGAAGGUCUUCGCCUCGAACACGCAGUACAAUCUCACCUGCAUUGUGGCUGGCUCGGUGCCGGACACGGAAAUCAAAUGGACGCAAAAUAAUCGGCCCUUCAAACGUGGCAUGCUGUCAACGAGCCAAGCCAAUGGUCGAGUCAUAUCCACAUUGACAUUUUAUCCACAACCUGAGGACGACGGCACGAUGCUCAAGUGCGAAGGCUCCAAUCCACGGCUGCAGAACUCGGCCAUCGAGGACUCGCUUAUGAUGAAUGUCAUUUAUCCACCCCAGGUCACCUUAUCGCUGGGCUCCACUCUGCGUCCGGACGAUAUUAAAGAGGGGGACGACGUCUACUUCGAGUGCCACAUAAAAUCCAAUCCCAAGGAGCAUCGCAUCAUGUGGUCGCACGACGGUCAACCGGUCACCCAAAAUGUGUCUUGGGGCAUCAUUAUCUCCACUCGAUCCCUGGUCUUGCAACGGGUGGGAAGAGUACACUCCGGAUUUUAUGCCUGUUCGGCCGCAAACGAUAGAGGGGAGACCCAGUCUGCUCCAGUCAAUCUAAGAAUUCGAUAUGCGCCCGUCUGCAGCAGCAGCAGCAUUACCGUGAUUGGCGCCUCCUUGGAGGAGGCCGUGCCCAUUCCCUGCCGCGUCAACUCGGAUCCGCCCGAAAUUGAUUUUGAAUGGACCUUCUCCACCAGUGGCGAGCACUUUGAGGUCCCCUCGGGCCACUAUGCCACCAUCCAGGAUCCCACCAUGACCACCACCAGCGAUGUGAGGCGCACUGUUGUGGAGUCUAAUGAGACGCACUUCGAGAGCUAUGUGGAGACCAUCAGCGAGCUGAUAUACACUCCGAAAGGCGAAAGGGACUACGGAACGUUGGCCUGUUAUGGCCGAAAUGCGAUUGGAAAGCAGUCGGAUCCGUGUGUUUUUCAGGUGGUGCCAGCAGCCAAGCCAGGGGCAUUACGGAACUGUACGCUGCGACCGUAUGUGGUGACCUCCGCCUCGCUGAACUCAUCGAAUCAGACGACAAUGCAUGCCAAUCAAAUGCUGCCCACACAAUACGGCAGACACGAGUCGAAUUAUCCGCACAUGGAGUACGUACGUGAGCGCCAUAAUGCCAAUAGUAAUGGCAGCAACAGCAACAGCCAGAGAAGCAACAAUGCCACAUCCCGAAACAAUGCCACCAAUAAAAAUAUGAGGGGCAAGCCGGGCGCUGGCCAGGUCAAAUCUAAUAACAAGAAACUCAGCCAGCAGCAAUUGCAGCGGCUCAACAAGCGGACAUCAUUCACACCGUCGCAGACACUGGCGGCUAUCGAACGGCAGCGCCAUAAGAAGCAGACACAGCAGCAGCAACAGCAGAAGCAGCAGCAAAAGCAGCAACAACAUGCCACUGCUGGCAAGUCCAGUGGCAGUGAUAGCAAAACUGAUGGAUUGCAGGUGGCCAAGUCCGGGAAGCCGCGAAUGCGACGGGCCAGCCAACAGAAACAGCAGCAAAUGCCAAAGAGAAACAAGGAGCAACAUCAGCUGGAUGCACACAGCAACAACAAGAAGAAGCUACUUCAGUCAGGAGCAUCAAUAACAAGCCAACGAAAGCCAACAAAAUCAAAUUUAUCAAUGCCACAUGUAGGCAACAGCAACGGCAACAACAAUGGCCAAGUGCCAGAAAAGUAUUUUAAUAAGCGACAGAAAAACAUGCACAAACAGCAAAAGAAGCUGCUGCCAGCAAAGGAGCACAACGGCACCACAAUCCAUCAUUAUGCAACUUCGAGGCGAAGAAAACGGCAGGCAGCAAAUGACAUUCUAGCGACUGUGGCAGCGGCAGCCUCCUCGACAUCAUCAGUCGCCUCAUCUGCAACCUCAUUGGCAGCAAUGGCCACGGCCACCACGUCGCUGGAAAUCGAGAAGGAUGUUGCAAGUAGUGGCGGCAGCACAAGCAGCAUUAAACGGGCACGCAAAUCCUUAACCAGCAGUGACAAACAGCAGAAGCAAAAGAAGCUGCAGCAGCAGAAGGAGCAACAGUUGCUGCCACCGAAUGCUCCACAAAUAAGCAACCAGCCGGCAGCAGCAAUUAGCAGCAACAAUGUCAAGAAAACAGAAGCAACAUCAGCAGUUUCUGCUGCAGUUGUUGCAGAGGCUUCCAAGGAGUCCUCCAAAAACGAGCAAGACGGCAACGACGACAACGACGACGACGACGAUAAUGAUGAUGAUGAGGCAGAGACAGAUGGCGAGACGGAAACUGAAGACGAAGAUGAGGAUGAGGAUGAGGAUAUGGAUGCGGAUGCGGACACGGAUGGGGACCCAAACGAUGACGAUGCAGACCUGGAUGAAGAUGUUGCCCAGCUGGCCACCGAUGGCGAUUACUUGGCCGAUAGCCCUGGCGACUUGAGCGAAUAUGAGACGGUGGAGGUGGUGAAUGGCAAACGGCAGACGCACGACGACAUUUUGUCCUCGCUGGAACAGCAACUGGAUUUGGAGUCACUCGAGGACAACGUGGAGGAGGCGGAGGAGGCCGAGGAGGGGGAGGAUGACGAAGUCGAUGAUAUGUACAAUGUUAGCGAUGAUGACUUUGUGGCCAGUGUGGCGCUCUCCACCUCCGGCGACCCAACGCCAGCAACAAUGGUGACCUCUUCCAGCUCCAUCAAAGUUUCCACUGCACCGCCAGGACAAACGAAAACCAGCACUCGUAUAAGAACCACAGAAGCUGCCGAGUGGCAGCAACCUCAUUUCGACUACUCACGCAUGGAGUACAGCUUUAGUAAUGGCGUCGUCACCCAGAGCUUGCUCGGUGGCUCAGGUGGCGGUGGUGGUGGGGGUUCGGGGGCAGGAGGUGUACACGACGGCUAUGGGGGCGGAACCAUCAAUUUCGACAACUACGACAACAUCAUCUACUCAACCAUGGAACUGGAGUGCAUGCCCGGCUACGACGGCGGCCUGCAGCAGAAGUUCUACCUGGAGGCGUACGAUUCCAAGUCGAGGAAACUGAGACUCAACAUGACCAGCACCUACGUAGAUGUUCCGGUCUUCCGGAUAGAUCUGUCAGAUCUGAUGCCCAUGGACUCCUAUCCGGAUGCCCAUCCUGCCCUGCACUUGUUCGUUUACAGCGUCAAUCAGAAAGGACGCUCCGAGCCGAUUGUCCUCGAGAAUGUGCCCAUCAAUGAGGCGGACAAGCGUUCAGAUGGUCGAAUGGGUCUGUCCAUUUUGCCACUGGCUGCUUUGCUAGCAGGUACUCUCUUCACCGUGGGAAUAGCAGUUCUAUCCGUAGUGGUCAUCGCAAUUCGCCGACGGCGGGGCCAAGGAUCCCGCAACAUGUGUGACGACAAGGACAAGCACCUGGGCAUGGAUGUGACGGUAACCGCGCCUCUGGAAACGGGCGCUGGACACCAGCGCCUCGUGGUGGCCUACACCCUGAAGCAGGGAAUCGAGAAGCAGCCGGACAUAUUGAACGCCCAGAAGAGUUCCACAAACGGUGGUGACGUCUCGUCGCCGUUGGGAAAUCGGCCGAGUGGAUUGUUUGCUGGAGGAGGUGGUGCAUCGACCGCUCCCAUUGCCGGCAAUGCUUCAGGACACAAAACCGUGGAUUAUGACUCUAAUGCGCCGCACCUGAGCAGCCCUCCCUCUCAGUCGAGCACUCUGAAACUGGAUAGUGAUCCGGCAGCAACUGGGGCGAGAGGCGGAACGGCGCCCCCACUGUUGUAUGACGCCAUGCCCACCCUAAGUCGCUACGAGCAGCUGGGUCUGAGCAUGGCCAGCUAUUCCGCCGGCGCAGGGGGAACUGGGGGAAGCAGCAGCACGCUUAGUUCCGCCGGCAGUACAGUGACCGCUAAUGGGCCGUCCGCUGGGGGAGGAAGCUACCUGCACCACACACUGCCCCACAACCUCGCUCAGCAGCCAGGAGGCAGCAUGCAACAUCAGCAGCACCGAGAUCCGCUCAACCUGGCCGACUACCUGACCACCAGCAGCCUGAUAGACUACGGGCUGAACAAGCCACCGCCCGCUGCGCACAUGACGCUACCCAAGGGUCUCGGCAUGGGCCUGGGAAUGGGCAUGGGCUUAGGCGGGGGCUCCGUGAUGGCCGCCGGCACCAGCCUCUCUCCGUCGCAGCUGAACACCAUCACACACAAGUCGGCGGCAGGUCGCAACCACAUUAUCACCGACACCCUGCCCGGACCGGAGAGCUGCGUUUAAAGGGGGAGCGCUCGUCAGGCGCAUCCUGGAAUCCAACCAAAAGACUGGCGUACAGCAGAAGCCCAAAACAAAAGCCGAAUCAAAGUGGCUGCGAACUACUAACUAGAAACAUGGACAUGUGGUCAAAACAAUUGUUAUAUUUUAACUAAAUUUCUGGAAAACUUGUUAGGAAUUAUUAGGUUAUUAGGUUAAAGGCUUAGUCAAAAAUCUAAAAAAAAUCUGUAUUUAAACAACGAAGAAUGUUUUCACCAACUUUUUUUUACAAUAUUAUAAUUUUACUUACUGUUAAUUGUUUUCAAGACCUUUUCACUUUGACCUAUAUACUCCAUGGAAUUCCUGUUCGGCGGCGUCACUUAGAAAUAAUUCUUAGCCCUAGAAAAGUAGCUAAAAUAUGAAUAUGUAAUAUUUAAUAUGUAAUGCGUGUGUCUGUGUCUCUGUUCGUUUGUAAAUGUUUAAGAUAAGUGUAAUCGUAGCUGUAAUUGUAUACUAUUUACUUCGACUGGUGUAAAUCAAAGUCUAUGUUUCGGCGUCUUGGAGCGAGUUCAGUUUUUAAUUUAAGGGGUCUUGCCCACAAAGGUGAAACUAUUCUUCCAAGCCCUGAACUGGCCAAGAUGCUGGAAGUAGAAUGCUCUUACUACAUAACGGAACUUGUUGUUAAAUUUGUUUGUCCGGGAUAAAAACAUAAAAAAAAAUCUAAAAAUACAAGCCCAAAAACAAACAUAUCCCCUCCUGCCUAAGCCGACGGUAAAAACCACAACUAUUUGAACUGCCAACGGAGAGCCCAAGAUCAAAGCCAGAGCCGACUCGAAUAAAGAGGAAAAGUUAUAUUGGACACGUCUUGCGCCAUUGCGUGCCCAGUGCUGGUCAUUAUUUAACUUUUAAACACGCGCCAAAAACAGCAGCAGAUUUGAAUUUAAUGGUCACAGCAGCCGCUCCCCGCAUUCCCAUAUUUGUUUUUUUUUUCUUUUGCCUUGCUAUUAGCAGGCAGCAGCAGCCAACAAGUGAGCAAUAAAGAAAAGUUUAGAAAAAUAUGGGAUAGCCACCCGAAAACGAUACCGAGAAACCCCAGCCCCGGUAAUAAGCUCACAAGCGGUUGAAUGGGUAUAGAGCACACAAUAAAACUGGGCACGGAUUUGUGCGCACGAUAGCGCAAAACGAUGACAAUAAAUGGAAAAGUUUUUAAUAAGCUAAUAAAAUGAUUUAUGCGGGUCAAGUCGGGAUAAAAAGCACAUCGAACACCCAACGAGAUGGCGAUUUGAUGAGCUCGACUUUGGCCACUUCUGGAGGAGUUGGCAGUUGGCCGACACCUCAUUGAUUACCAGUUGACCUACACAGACCCAAACACAACGAUAGAUUUUUGUAAAUAUUAUUUAUGGUCCAUAAACUCGGGAGCAGUUCAAAUAGUUGGUUGUGGCUCUUUCCAUUCUUGUACUCUUCAUUGGCAAUUGUUAUCAAGGCAUUAGCAUAUCAGAUAAAUUCAUAUUGAAAGUCAGCAGAAAAUAAUGCUAGAAUAACUAAAUGUAUAUCAUAGACAAGGGCUAAACGACUAUAAGUGUUCAAAAGUUUGUCAUAUCAUUUUACCAUUCCUUUCUAAAUAUGUCUUGACUUUCCAACGAAAACGGAAAUGGAAAUACAAUUAAGCAUAAAUCAUCAAUAGCAACUAGUGAAAUCAAUGUAAUGUCAUAAUGUUUAAAUGUAAAAGUUAUAGAAUUCCAGGCAAGCUGAAAAAGAAAAUCGAAAACUUCCUCCAAGUUUAUACAUACUUAAAUAUAUAGGCAAAAGGUCCCCGCUGUAGAUAUCCAAAACAAAACGAGUGCGAAUAGUAAACAUUUUUAAAAAGAACCGAAACCUGUAGAGUCACGCCCUUAUGUCACGGUCAGCAAAAAGUAUUUUAUGAGCCUCAAAGAGAGCAAACGUUGUAAAUAAUUACAUGCAUAAAGGCAACCCCAUUAAAACAGACAUAUACACAUCAUUGUAACUAACUACAUAUGUAAAAAUGCUUAAAAUAUUUGUGAUAAAGUAAUAAUGUUAAUGGUAAGAAAUAAAACGUAAACAUAUUAAUGAUA